Dreissena polymorpha is the source of this 3089-nucleotide messenger RNA. Its product is annotated as hyaluronidase-1-like. The record is from RefSeq and is a predicted model, not a curated record. Gene Ontology annotation, biological process: carbohydrate metabolic process; hyaluronan catabolic process. The coding region runs from base 23 to 1318 and encodes 431 amino acids. Gene Ontology annotation, molecular function: hyalurononglucosaminidase activity. The transcript is spliced from 6 exons. Lineage: Eukaryota; Metazoa; Mollusca; Bivalvia; Myida; Dreissenidae.
AGUGUGUUUUAUUCUAAGUGACAUGUGUUCUAUGUUACAAAUAGACUUUGAAUCAAAACCGUUUGUAACGAUUUGGAAUGCUCCGUCAGAAAAAUGCCUGCGUUCUUUUAGAGUGGAUAUUGACCUCAGCGCAUUUGACAUCGUCGUAAACACUGGUGGUGCAUUUGAAGGCGACAACAUGGUGAUAUUUUAUGAACUUGGACUGUAUCCGUACAUCGAUGAUGAUGGGAACUUUGUAAAUGGAGGUCUUCCUCAGCUUAGCGACCUGGGCAGCCACUUGCUGAAGGUUAAACAGGACGUCACGGCCCUCAUACCCGAUGCGAACUUCUCCGGGCUCGCCGUCAUUGACUGGGAGAGGUGGAGGCCAAUCUUUGAGAGGGACAACUACAACAAUGUUCAGAGACAGUACAUAACGGCUUCCGAAGAUCUCGUGCGCAAGGCGCAUCCGGGAUGGUCUGACGAACGCGUUUAUGAGAAAGCGAGGCAAGAAUUUGAAAAUAGGGCAAGACAGUUCAUGGAGAGAACUCUCGUGCACUGCUCUAGCAUUCGUCCUCAAGGAAAAUGGGGCUUCUACGGAUUUCCAGGCUGCUAUAACUACCACAAUCAGAGGACAUGCGACACUAACACUAUGGAACUGAAUGAUGAGCUAGACUGGAUGUUCCAGGCAAGCUCGGCCCUUUUCCCAUCCAUCUAUCUCCGAGAGAAGUUUGGCAACCACCAGGCACGUUAUGACAGGGUUCAUGGUAUCCUAGGGGAGGCGAUUCGUGUGAGCAACUUAUACGGAAGUCCUUAUCAGCCCCUUGUGGCGUACACACGAUUUAGAUAUGGCGACACUAGCGAGUUUUAUGAUGUGACUGAUCUGCAUAGCACACUUGGUCAGACGGCGGAAGCUGGGUACAACGGGGCUGCACUAUGGGACAGUCACGCCUCGUUUGAGACACGUGACCAGUGCUUGGGCAUGCGAAACUACCUGGACACCACUCUGGGACCGUUUCUAAAAGCUUUGCAAGAUGCGGUGAACAAAUGCAGUCGAACUAAAUGUAGUGCACACGGACGAUGCAAAAAUAGAAUCAGAAGUAGGGACAGAGAAUAUGGAGACAAAUAUAAAAAUAAAACAAAGCCCUCGAGGGCCGUCUUGAGCAUUUGGGAAACGAUUGUUUCAGUAUUAAGGAUUCUUUGGUCCAUACUUUUGAAUUUUGUGAACGGAGAGCGUUCAUAUUUUGAAAACGUCGGUGAUGUAUCUUGUGAAUGCUUUCCUGGUUGGAAAGUAGCAACAAAACUGACAAAGACCACUGCUGUUAGUGUCGAUUGGCCCUGAAGUAUUCUUGUGACCCGUGAUGUGAUCUUAACCUUUAAAUAUGAGAAAAACCGAAAAGUUGUGUUAAUUUAUCGGGAACAUAAAACAUAUUAAUACAUAUGUAAUAUUGAAGCAAUAAUGAUUAUUUCUAUACUCUGUACUGUCCCUCAGUAAUCCUUGAAAUAAAAAAAAAUGUUAAUAUAUCUCAUGAACAAACAAAAUUAACUAAGGGCAAUAACUCUUAACGAAAGCAAGUAAUGAUGCAAGUAAUUCUUAUUUCUCCUUAACCCAUAUAUGAUUACAUAAUGUUUCACAUGAAUUCCUUAAAUCUUGCCGAGUUAUAAAACACUGACGAAAUAGGUGUGGUCUUGGACUCCGCAUUUAUGGUAAUGUCAUAUAUCAAUGAAGAAAGUUGUGUUUAAAUAAUAAAAUAAUAAUUAUUUGAUUUAUUUAAAUCUGGCGAUUUUCUUUUUUGUGAGGCGUUAAGGUCCGUCCGUUUCGUGCUCUAAUUUAUUAUUGUGUCUGAUAAUUUAUACGACACGGCCGUUUUACCACUGGCGAUUGUAAAACGUAUUGCCACGGCAGUUAUUUAUCUCAGGAACUUUUAUUGGAUCUUGGUGGCAAAAAAUGUAAAAAUUAAAUGUAUCCCUCUUGUUCAUGCUUAUUGUUGCCUAACACGAUUAAAAAUUUUGAUCUAUAGUGUUCUACAAAAUUAUUUUGUAUUGGAUGUAAACGGUAAAACAUAUUGAUACAAUAUGAAACUUUAUUUGCUACGCAUUGUAUAAUGACGCUGAUGCACUCUUCGUGCACAUUUUCAUACAAUGGAAAUGUUGGUUGAUGGAAAUAUACGAUUUACUACAUAUUUUCAAUAUAUAUAUAUUAAACGCGGUGAAUGACAUGCUUUAUCAGCUCUGAGACCGAAAUUGUCUGAUGUUUGUUGACAAUAGGGCACCGGUAAAAACGACGUGCACAGGGAUCCUCAAUAAAGAUGUCAAGAAAAAAGCUUCCACGAUGUGUGUUUUGUAAGGAAUGUGAUUAGUUUUAUGUGUGCAAAGAUUCCGUUUAUGCACUAGAAACAGCACAAACCAUGUUCGUUAUUACUCUAGAUGACAAAAUGUGACUACAUGACCAUCACGUGAUCUCCCGCUCGGUUCAUUAAGAAACAGAACAAAAUGCUUUGCAUAGCGAAAGUGAUGCUCGUCAUUUUAAUGUGAACUAAGCGUAGAUUUUUUCGAUUUUAUUAGAUAAAGAUGAAGGAGUACAAUAUUGUACAAAUAUAAACACACCGAGUGUGCCUAGAAUAAGAAACAUUGUGAUAUAUGUGUGAAUAGAAUGUGACAUGCUCAUGACAUAAAUUAAUUAAUAUAAACGGAAUAAAGCACGACCCUCUAAACAAUACACUGGUAUCGUUAUUUGUUUCAGUAUUUAAAUAUACCAGGUCAUACUUACAUCUUCUGAAAUGUUAUACUAAGAAAAUAUAUCUGAACCGAGUUCUGGUCUUGAAAAUUGUGUUUACAUGUAAUGAACUCUUGAAUACUUAAACAAAAAAUACAUUAUGGUACAUUUCAGACCAGAAUUUACGAAGUAUAGUUCUUAAUGUCAUUAAACAAUGUUUAUAAAAAUUUGUUAAAUAUGUUCUACGCCGUUUCACUGUGUAAGUAUUUAUAUAUAAACAUGUUUUAUAAUUUGUAAUACACUUGAUGAUGUAUAAUCGUAUAUUUCCCGCUGCGAUCCAAUCUUGUCCGCUUUGUGUUAGAGAUGUUCCGAUGACAAUAAAGUGACCAAUCAACGC